Truncatella angustata is the source of this 1263-nucleotide messenger RNA. RefSeq names its product glycolipid 2-alpha-mannosyltransferase. Lineage: Eukaryota; Fungi; Ascomycota; Sordariomycetes; Amphisphaeriales; Sporocadaceae. Bases 1 to 1263 code for a protein of 420 amino acids. The transcript has 3 exons. The record is from RefSeq and is a predicted model, not a curated record. Gene Ontology annotation, biological process: protein N-linked glycosylation; cell wall mannoprotein biosynthetic process. Gene Ontology annotation, cellular component: membrane; Golgi apparatus. Gene Ontology annotation, molecular function: alpha-1,2-mannosyltransferase activity.
AUGCUGCGUAGGCGGGUACGCCACUUGCGCUUACGGCCUGUAUUUUGGAUUGGCCUCGCAAUUCUUGUCGAAAUCUGGAUCCAUACCUCCAAGUUUCGCAUCCCGACUCCCGACCACGACAUCGACCCGCCAUUCUAUUCAGGAUGUCAGGAACCAAACACCAACAUGUCCCGCGAGAACGCCGUUAUUGUAAUGCUGGCCCGAAAUGCAGAGGCAACGAAAGCUCAACACUCUGUAGCUAGCUUAGAGAGGCGGUUUAACCGCUGGUUUCAAUAUCCGUACAUCUUUCUCAACGAUGAGCCAUGGAGCGACGACUUUAUAGCCGCUAUCCGUGCUACAACGAACGCGAGUACCCUAUUUGAGGUAAUACCUCAAGAAAUUUGGGCUUUUCCGUCAUGGAUGGAUCGAGACAAGGCUCAGGCCAGCAUAAACGAGCAAGGUGACCGGGGUGUGCACUAUGGGGGGCUAACGACGUAUCAUCAUAUGUGUCGCUUCUUCUCCGGUGCAUUUUAUACUAUCGAUAUUCUGAAGCAGUACAAAUACUACUGGCGACUAGAGCCUGAUGUCGACUUCUCUUGUUCGAUCACUUACGAUCCGUUCUACGAAAUGGCCAAACAUAAGAAAGUGUAUGGAUACACUAUUGCGCUUGAAGAAGAACCAGCUACGUGCCCAAGCUUAUUUCGCGAGGUGUCAGACUGGAAGGCGGCACAUAAUAUACCGACGUCGGACCUCUGGAAGGCAUCGAUAUCACCAUCGAAACUGCCCUGGCUGUUGCGCGGCUUCGCCAGCUGGUUUUCACACCGCGAUCGCUUCGGAGACCAGUGGAAUUUCUGCCAUUAUUGGAGCAAUUUCGAGAUCGGUGAUCUUGACUUCUUCCGUGGGCCGUCGUAUCAAAGCUUGUAUGAGCAUCUUGAGAAAACUGGCAAUUUUUACUUCGAAAGAUGGGGAGAUGCCGCCGUGCACGCUUUAGCAAUCAACAUGUUAGUGGAGCCUAACAAGGUUCAUCAUUUUGCAGACUUUGCAUACCGACAUGAUCUGUUUUACCAAUGCCCAGCGAACGCACCGGGAGGACAGCUGCUUAAAUCAGAGCUUUUGAAUAACGCGGAGUUAGUCUGGGCCGCAGAGGUUGCUGGCGGUAUAGGAUGCCGGUGCGAUUGUGAUAGCCGCCAGAGACGCAACCACUCAAGUUACUGUCUAAAUAAAUUAAGGGAACCAACAAGCCCCAAAAGGUCGUGGAAUGCAUGGCUGCUUGGAGGCUUAUAA